UUCUCUGUCUCUAGCCGCAAGUUCUAGAUUAGCUGUCGGCUAAAAAUGUUUUCACAAUGGUUUCAAGAAGCUGCGCCUAAUCCACACAGCUUACAGAAGCAACGGAAGAUCGUUAGCUACCUAGUGCGUUACUUUCAGGUGAAUGCACCGUUUAAAGUGUCACAGGUCAUUGAGGCAGGAUCUCUUGGUAUGGGAACAACUACAAGUAGCAAAGCUGAUAUUGAUAUCGUGAUCAUGAGCAAAGAUUUACCUCAGAAGAGGCAUAACACCUGGCUGCCUUCUCAACUUGAGAACCUGCAACAUUUGAUUGAGCGCGCUUCACGUGGUCAGCCUAACAUAGAAUCGUUUCCUGAACUGGGAGAAGAUGCUCCACAGACAUUGCCUCGUUGCACGGACUUCUUCAUUACUCGAUUUGCUCUUCAAUUCAAAUGCAGUGGAUUGGAAGUAGAUCUGCUUAUAAGCUAUGACUGGGAGCUCGAUCCGAAAGGAUACAAAGGUCUGUUUGAUCUUUGCUACAGCGAACGUAAUGAAGAAGCAAGGCUGUGGUAUUCUGCAGCUGCUGUAAAACUUCAAGUGGAGUUUAUCAGGAGUCAAUCAAAUGAGGUAAAAGAAGUGAUCAUUUUCAUGAAGCACUGGGCAAAGGAAAAAGUCGCGUGGAGCCAUCUAAGUCAAAAACCAAAAUCUUAUCUUUUGUCUUUGCUGGUGGUCAGAGCAGCUGAGGAGGUUAGCAGGACGUUUUCAGCAAGAGAAAAUACCAUCAAUCGAAAGAUUGGUAUUAUUGGAGCUCUCGCCAGACUCGUCCAACAAGAUCGAUUGAAUAUUGCUUGGUCAAAGUAUUAUGACUCAACAUAUCAAUAUCAAUCAAUCUGGAAUGCUAAAAGAAUUAUUCGAGAUCCUGCCAAUCCUGUCAACAAUGUCGCUGAUUCUGGGCUGACCAACUGGAGUCAGUUCGUUCCAAAAGUUGUUGGGCUAGCUCGGUCUUUAGGUCAACAUGUUUAAGUAAAGAGAGCGUACAAACCGCGCUCUUUUUAAAACACUGAAACGAAUAGACAUUCAUGUAGUGACAAAUCUACUGCAAUGAUGGCCUUUGCUGUUGUAGUUUGGUCGGUUAGCUGCAUUAAUUGCAAUUUAUGCUUUUUUCAUGGAGUUGUUGCUACUCGUGUUUGGGCCCAUUAGCAAACUACAGUCUUUGUUUACAUCACAACUCACACUGUAUCAGAUAUGAUUGAUGUACAU
Molecule: messenger RNA, 1236 nt
Organism: Corticium candelabrum
Lineage: Eukaryota; Metazoa; Porifera; Homoscleromorpha; Homosclerophorida; Plakinidae
Product: inactive 2'-5'-oligoadenylate synthase 1B-like
Exons: 7
Coding region: 46-999 (317 amino acids)
Biological process (GO): regulation of ribonuclease activity
Cellular component (GO): membrane; nucleoplasm; cytosol
Molecular function (GO): double-stranded RNA binding; 2'-5'-oligoadenylate synthetase activity
Source: RefSeq, a predicted model, not a curated record